GCACCACAACAAAUGGAUUCCUGGAGAAAACCAAAUUGCCACUCGCCACUCGCCACUCGCCACUCCCCAACUCCCGGAAUCCAUGGCGCCGGCAGCCUAUGUGGCCAUCCUAUUCCUCUCAUUCCUCUUCCUCUUCUCGCUCCUGGGCCAUCGCCACCGCAAGAUCAAUGGCGAGAACAAGAGAGUGCAGCGGCUGCCACCGAGCCCGCCCGCCAUCCCGGUCCUCGGCCACCUCCACCUCCUUGGGAAGCCGAUCCACGCCGCGCUCGCGCGCCUCGCCGAGCGAUACGGGCCGGUGUUCUCCCUCCGGCUCGGCUCGCGGGAGGCCGUGGUGGUGACCUCCGCCGCCUGCGCCAGGGAGUGCUUCACCGAGCACGACGUGUGCUUCGCGAACCGCCCGCGCUUCCCCUCGCUGCUGCUCAUCUCCUUCGGCGGCGCCACGCUCCCGAUGUGCGGCUACGGUCCCUACUGGCGAAACAUCCGCCGCGUGGCCACGGUGCAGCUCCUGUCCGCGCACCGCGUGAGCUGCAUGCUCCCCGUCAUCUCCGGCGAGGUGCGCGCGAUGGCGCGGAGGAUGUACCGGUCCGCCGCGGCCGCCCCCGGCGGCGCCGCGAGGGUCGAGCUGAAGCGGCGGCUGUUCGAGGUCUCCCUCAGCGCCCUGAUGGAGACCAUCGCGCGGACCAAGACGUCCCUCGCCGAGGCGGACGCCGACACGGUCAUGUCCCCGGAGGCCCAGGAGUUCAUGAAGGCGCUUGACGUGUUCCUCCCGCUCCUCAGCGCGGCCAACAUGUGGGACUAUCUGCCGGCGCUGCGUUGGUUCGACGUGUUCGGCGUGAGGAGGAAGAUCCUGGCCGCGGUGAACGCGAGGGACGCGUUCCUACGGCGGCUCAUCGACGCGGAGCGGCGGAGGCUGGAUGACGGCGGCGGCAGCGAGGGGAGCGAGAAGAGCAUGAUUGGUGUGCUGCUCUCUUUGCAAAAGUCAGAGCCGGAGGUCUACACUGAUACCACCAUCAUGGCUCUGUGCGCGAGCAUGUUCAGCGGGGGAGCCGAGACGACGGCGACGACGGCGGAAUGGGCGAUGUCCUUGCUGCUCAACCACCCGGUGGCUCUGAAGAAAGCGCAGGCGGAGAUCGACGCGUCCGUGGGGACCUCCCGGCUGCUCGGCGCCGACGACGUGCCGCGCCUCGACUACCUCCGGUGCAUCCUCAGCGAGACCCUCCGGCUGUACCCGGUCGUGCCGACGCUGAUCCCGCACGAGUCCACCGCGGACUGCGCCGUCGGCGGCCACCACGUGCCCGGCGGCACGAUUCUGCUCGUCAACGUGUACGCCAUCCACAGGGACCCGGCGGCGUGGGCGGACCCGGCGGCGUUCAGGCCGGAGCGGUUCGAGGCCGGCGGCGCCGACGGGCUGUUCAUGAUGCCGUUCGGGAUGGGGCGGCGCAAGUGCCCCGGGGAGGCGCUCGCGCUGCGGACGCUGGGGCUGGUGCUGGGCACGCUGAUCCAGUGCUUCGACUGGAGCACGGUCGGUGGCGCCGGCGAGGUCGACAUGGCCGAAGGGGUUGGGAUCACGCUCCCGAGGGCUGUCCCUCUGGAGGCCAUGUGCAAGCCGCGCCAGUGUAUGGUUGAUGUCCUCCGGGAGCUGUGACUAUGUGAGCUUCCUCUGAACGGUAGUAAGUUUAUUUCGAAGACGAAUCAUUGAUACUAUGUCGUGGGCUUUGUAAUAGAUGUGCAAAUAGGUGUUCUUUAGCGUAUCCACUAUUUCUUUUUAGUUCAAAAAUUGUAUUAGUUUCUCAAAAUAAGUUUUCACUUUGAAAAACUAAUAUAAACUUUUAAACCAAAAAGGGAUGGUAGAUACCCUUAGACGCACCUAUUUGCACCCCUACUUUGUAAUAAAGCAAGUCGCAACUCGCAAGGCAAAGUCGGCUGAAACUUUUUUUCUCAAAAAAGAACAGUUACUAUGUA
Messenger RNA from Panicum virgatum (switchgrass), 1962 nucleotides. RefSeq names its product cytochrome P450 81Q32-like. The record is from RefSeq and is a predicted model, not a curated record. Bases 83 to 1645 code for a protein of 520 amino acids. Lineage: Eukaryota; Viridiplantae; Streptophyta; Magnoliopsida; Poales; Poaceae. The transcript is spliced from 2 exons. Gene Ontology annotation, molecular function: heme binding; oxidoreductase activity, acting on paired donors, with incorporation or reduction of molecular oxygen; iron ion binding.